AUGUAUGGAAGUCACAUAGGAAGGUUGAAUGUAUAUUUCAAGAGUUACAAGAGUUCUGAGAUUCUUUUGUGGAGACUACAUCAGGCGCAGUCCAAUAACUGGCAUCAUGGAGAAAUCCUCAUUCAAACCAACGACACCUUUCAGAUAAUAUUUGAAGGAAUUGUUGGGAAUGGAAAUGAAGGCAACUUGGCCAUCGAUAAUGUGAUGUUCACAACAAAUAGCAACUGUUCAAUCACACCUCAUGCCGCUAAUCCGUCACUGAUGCAAGGUUUCAGAUCUGAUAUCAUCGGCCACAUCCCAGCAUACCAAGCGCGCCUCGAGAGCUGGUUAACGUCUGUUAAUUUUCAUGGAAAGCUCUGGAAGCCUUGCUACAGCGCUGCCAAAGAUGGAUGGGACAGUAGUACUUUCCACGAGAAGUGCGAUGGAAAAGGAGCCACUUUGACAAUUGCCAGAUUUAACAACACCAUAUUUGGAGGAUUUACAGACCACAGCUGGGGAAGCUAUCCCGAAGGCUACCGUAUCAGCACACAAUCAUUUCUAUUUCGUUUCGACAAAAAGAUACGCCAACCAUUCGAGAACCAAGUUCUGGGAAUAAAACAGGUACAUAAAUUAAUUCAGUGGAGAAAGGACAGAGGACCCGUAUUUGGAGUGGAAGAGCUGGUCAUUACAUCGAACAUGAAACAAGCUACAACCAGUAACUUGACAAAUUACACUCAUCCAUCAGGUUCAGAUAAAAAUGGUUCAUCGACUGAAUACUUACUGGGGGAAAGAUUCGUUUCUCUUCACGCUGUAGAAGUUUUAGCCAUAGGAGAUACACUGUGUCAGAGUCAAUGUCCAUUGUACCAGUACUGCGAUGAAGUCAUGGGUUGGUGCAAGUGGGAUUCCGCUCUGAAAGAAGCUCGCUUUUGUGGUAUUGAUACCUGGACUUCCUACUGGCCUCUGGACAGUCACGUGAACAUGGUCAACCUAGGUGGGGACGAGUGGGGAACAUUUGAAGGUGCUGUGAGUACCACGCAAGGGGCCCGGCUAGGAGCUGUUCACACCGGUGGGGAGGGUGCGGUCAUAACACUGGGUGAAAUCAACGACAAAUGCUUCACUGAACCUUCGUCCUGUAAAAACAGCAACAAUUUUUCCGUAACCCUGUGGUUCAGACACAGGACAACCUACUUAAAUCAUAAUAAUACUGUACAACAAACAUUCCUGUCCAUUGGAGACAAUGAAAACAUAGUAUUUAAAAUAUUCCGGCUGGCCGAGCAGACAGAAGAACAUCUCGCUGUUGAAGUAGCUGUGUCGUCGAGAAAUUGUCGUUAUGUCUUCCCCGUUCCAAAGUUUUUAUGGUCUCAGUUCGCUUUCGUGUGGAACACCACGGAUUUGAAUAUUUACAGAGAUAAUGUUGAGGUGGAAAACUUUUUUGUCACAGAUUGUUUUGCAAUAACUGACUUUUCCCCUCAAAGGGCAGUAGUAAUCUUGCAAGGUGAUGCAACGUUUGACGAUUUGAGGAUUUGGAGCAGAACACUCGAAGCAAAAGAGAUCGAGGAAAUGUUCACAUGUGUAAGAGCUCCACCGUGGACGUGCAGUACAUCAGACUGGACUGAAAGCAUAAAAACACAUGGAUUGUCAAAUUGUUCAGAGCCCAACUUCCUGCUGAAUGGAUUAAUCAGAGGAGAGAACGGCGGCUUGGAAGAUUACAUUGAUCGACUGGAAGGUGCAAUGUGUUGCUCUGCGCCAUUGGAAUACAAAGACGACGACUUAAAAUGUCGUAAUUCUCUAUACAGCAACAGUUCUGGAAAUAAUUUACACUUCGACUGUUAUUAUGGCACCUUCCUCCGUGGAUUUUACCGCCAGGGAAGUUUACCUGCUACCUUCGAUGUCAUCACAAAAGGCCAAUGCUGCAAGCAUCGUAGCGGCCCAUCCUCUUAUCGUCACUGUUACUCUUUUGAAAUCAGUGACUUUAAUAGACCCGGCCUGACUAAGUGUGAAGAACAUUACUACAUGGCGGGUAUACGCGUAGGCGCCUGUAGACAGUUAUACUGCAUCAAUCGGAUUAGAUGCUGCAGAAUGAAAACAGAUGGACGAGAUGAUCGAAAUCUUGAGAUUAGUCUGAAAGUAAAUUUGUUGGAUGAAAAAUGGAAUGCCAAUCUAUUGAAUAGUUCGCACGACGAUUUUAAUGAACUGCAGGGAAAAAUAGAAAAUAAUAUCAAGGAUAUUUAUAGCAAGGCUAAUAAAAAGCACUAUUUAGAGGAAAUACCAACACCAACCUUUAAGUCUGGCAGUGUCAUAGCAAGUUUCAGCAUGAUUUUUAAUGUUCCUCAGUACGAUUUAAUCUCUCCGCUCCUGGAAGUUAUUAACAAAACAACAGGACCGAAAGAAGUGAAUAAACUUGGAAAUAUGGCAAUACAGCUCUUAGAAGUUAAUCCACUCAACGUUUACGGCAAAUCUUUAAAAGUGACUGUCACCUUGGCUAACAGCUCAACCUUUCAACUGCAGUGGCAAUUUGCUGAGGACGAUCCGAAGUAUGGGACAUUUCAAGGGUAUCAAGUCUUGUACAGAAAAAUCAGUGAAAUUACUGAUGAAUUCUUACUGAGCAAUGACAUUAAGGAGAAUGUUACUCAAGCUUGGUUCUCUGUCAAAGAAGAAUGCGAGUUAUUUGAAUUCAAGGUCCGUGCCUAUUCUUUGGAGGGAUAUGGAAAACUAAGUGAAGCAGUCAACGCGUCGACUCCUUGUAAAGCCGUUCAAAAUAUUACUGCGACCGCGAUUACAUAUUCAACUAUCCGUCUUGAUUGGAGCCCCGUCAAGGGAGGUCUUUUUACCUAUUAUAACGUGACGUAUUCGAUUACUGAGGCGAGUCUUACGUGGCACGAGGUGGUUGAGCGGAGUUACUCUUGGGUAGAUCUUGUAAAUCUUCGUGGAAUGACAAAUUACAGCAUGAAAGUUGGUUUGAUGUUAGAAGAUGGUUUCACUCUCUGGAGUGAGGCUGUAACGAGUGAAACUCCUGAAGGAGCUCCAAGCGCUCCACCUGAAAAUGUGAUGUCCUACAACCUCAGUGCAACUUCUAUUUACGUCACGUGGUCUCCGGUUCAAGAAGAGUUCUUGAAUGGCAUCCUUCGUGCUUACCAAGUGUUCUAUCGAAAGUCGUCAGAUACAAUAUCGUCCCCGAUGGAAAUAUUCUUAACAGUUUCGUCGCCAUCAGUAAACAUUUCAGAUUUAGCUAAAUUCACGGUGUAUUCUGUGUGGGUGAAGGCGGUUACCACAGCAGCCGGUCCCAGCUCUAUCGUUGUCAACGUUACCACUGGCGAGGACGUUCCCAGCUUACCUCCCUCCAAUUUAUCCGCGUUCCACCUGAGCUCCACUGUUAUCCGUGUUGUUUGGGAUCCCAUACCUACCGAACAUAUCAACGGCUUGUUGUUGGGUUAUCACGUGACUGCUCAAAAAGUUGGCAGAGUAAAGAGAAGUGUUACCAUCGAGACAUUGAAUGCAACAUCCAUGUCAGUAAACUUAACAGGACUAAGCAAAUUUUCUGAGUACAAAAUAUUGAUCAGCGGAUUCACUAGUAAGGGUGACGGGAUUGAAGCAGAGAUCACAAGCUGGACUGACGAAGAUACUCCAGACAGCCCACCAACAAAUCUUUCUGUACGGAACAACGGAAGCUUGACUUUGGAUGUCUACUGGAAUCCAGUUACCCACGAGGACCGCAAUGGAAUAAUUCUUGGCUACAAUGUUUUGUUAUUCGACGCCUUGGGCGUAUUUUUAAGAAACGCGACGGUUAUGAAUUCCACCCAGUUAUAUUACCAGUUCGAGGACCUUGAGGCAUGGACCAACUACUCGGUGAAAGUGAACGCGUUCACAUCUAAGGGGGCUGGGCCAGUUAGCUCCAGCAUUUUUGUACAGACAGGCGAGGACGUUCCUCUCGUCGCUCCAACUAACAUAACUGGGCAUAACACAAGCUCUACGUCUAUCUUCGUUGCCUGGCAACCAGUUUCCCCAGAAACAAAGAACCUCCGGGGCAUUCACCGUGGAUACAGAAUCUACUAUAUGCCACGUGAAACUUCCCGUCCGUCAGCGUUGAGUAACACAACUGUUGAUGUCUAUACCUCGGAAGCGGAACUGGUAAAUCUCUACAAAUAUACCCUAUACGACAUAUAUUUGACAGUGCGAACGAGAUGGGACGGACCAAAAAGUGGAACAGUCACUAUUUCUACCGAUGAAGGAAUUCCAGACAGCCCCCCCACAAAUGUCUCUGCACACGGUAACAUGAGCACAGUUGUGGACGUUUUCUGGAACCCAGUAAUUCAAGAGGAUCAGAAUGGCAUCAUUCUUGGCUACCAGGUCAUCUUGUUCAAUACUUGGGAUAAAUUCUUACAAAAUGUAACCAUCAUGAAUUCCAACCAGUUAUAUUACCAGUUCAAGGACCUAGAACCGUGGGUCAACCGCUCGGUCAAAGUGAGCGCGUUCACAUCAAAGGGGACUGGGCCAUAUAGUCCCGGGGUUAUCACAACGUUUAACGAAGAUGUCCCCCUCGUUGCUCCUGCAAAUGUUACUGGACACAACACAAGUUCUACCUCUAUCCUCGUCACUUGGACAGCAAUAUCUCCCAAGGACAAAAACAUUCGAGGUAUUCACCGAGGCUACAGUAUCUACUAUGUACCACGUAACACUUCACGAUCGUCAUUGGCAAAGAGUGCUGCGGUCGAUGUUAAUGCCACGCAUGUAUAUCUGUCAAAUCUCUACAAGUAUACUUGGUACGACAUAUAUGUGACAGUGCGAACGCGAUGGGACGGACCAGAGAGUGAGACAAUCACUGUUUCUACUGAUGAAGGGGUACCAGACCUCCCUCCGGCAGACGUAACGGCCAAGCUACUGGACAAGACGGAAAUCAGAGUACGCUGGGGUCUAGUCCCUUUGGGUUAUCGUUGUGGUAUCAUAACAGGAUAUAGGAUCUCUUACAACUCCAGUAACUCAAAUACCAGUUUUAUUGACGUCCCAAGUGACGCUUCAGACGUCAUUUUAACGUCACUUGCAAAAUUUACCUUCUAUUACGUGUACGUUCAAGCUCACACCAUAAAAGGAAAUGGCCCGGCUCAUUAUCUGAAGGUUGCCACUUAUAUGGGAGUUCCUAAUCUGGGCCCACCAGGACUUACAGCAGACAAUUGGAACACAACUCACACAGUCACAAUCAGAUGGCAGCCAUUGCCUCUAUCAGAUGAUUACGGAGUCCUUGCUGGGUUUCGAGUUCGGUAUCAAUUGGCGAAACUCGGAGACGUAUCUGUCUCAGAAAGUUCUCGGAAGGAGCUGGUAACUAGUCCGGGAACCAAUCAGGUUUUACUGGAAAAUCUGGAACUGUAUGGGACUUACAGUGUUUGGGUGUCUGCUUUUACUCUCGAUGGUCACGGACCCGCAAGUUUUACUUAUGCAGAAACAUGUCGUUGCAAUAAGCACCUCACAACAAACUGGCGCCAACUGCCACCCUACGUCAGUGAAAAAAAUGCGGACCUACCCCUUCCUGAUGGAAUUCUGGCUCCUGUCCUAAGUAAGAUGGCAGUUACGUGUUGUCAAACCUGCCAAAGUCACGGUGAGUCAUUCCUAGAAUUUAGUCUUGAUGGCGACAAGAGGAACGCUGAGAAACCCAGUGAUGCAGCUUUGAAGGAAGCGAUUUCAGAGAAAACUGAGUUUCAUUUUCCUAUCCCGGGAUCCAUGGAUCAAGAGAAGUUCGGCGCGGAGCAUGGGUACUGGCCGUUGGUCCAGACACCGGGCGUUGCUUAUAUCGUAAACACUGGUGACAGUUAUACGCCAUCAGAUGCACUAAAUGAUACUUUACUUGACUGCUGGGCUGCUUUGCUUGUGGUUUUUGUGACUUCUCUGCUGGCAGGAUUAAUAAUAUGGAUUUUGGAAAGCGUGGAAAAUCGAGAACAGUUUCCACGAUCUAUAACGCGUGGGCCUGGUGAGGGCUUUUGGUGGGCAUUUGUUACCAUGACAACAGUUGGCUAUGGCGAUAAGUACGCGGUCUCUCCUGUAGCCAGAAUAUUUACCGUUCUUUGGAUGUUAGUUGGCCUGGUUACUCAGAGUCUCUUCGUUGCCACAGUAACAACGUCGCUGGUUUCCAAGUCUCUAGAUACUGACUAUAAACUCUACGGAAACAAGGUUGCUGCAAUUCAAGACUCCUUUGAAUAUCGUUUUGGGUUGAGACGGAACGCUCAGGUUAAUCCUGAUAACCAGUACACGACUUAUGAAGAGAUUGUCGAGGCGUUGUUAGACGGUGAAGUGACAGGAGCCUUAAUUGAUGCAUACGUUCUUGGUAGCAGAAAGGAUUUGUUUGAAAAUCCCUCUCUUCGAGUCAUUAAAGUCUUUGACUAUUCCUCAGCGUACGGACUGGUGCUUAGCGGUGAAGCUAAAAAGCUCAGAACGUGCUUUGGAAAAUUUGCACAAAGCCACAAAAAAGAAAUUUUUGAAACUAUAGAGAGUCAUGUCGAGUCUGUGGAGGAAUCCUCGAUACCACUUGCAGUGGAAAGAACUACUGGGUUGUUUGAUAUCGAGGGUUCAAUGUUCCAAGCAGCUCUUAUUUUAUCGUCUGCUUUGUUGCUGGUGUUUGUUAUAGCAGGACUUUUGUGGGAGUUGGUAAAGAGAUUGAAAAUUCGACGAAUGGUUGCAACUGAUGGAGAUCGUUUGAAGUUAUUGACACAGAAUACAAAAAGCGAAAUGAGUGGCACUGUGAAAGAUUUUAUAACGGGAAUAGAAGCUUUAACAGAAGAACUGAAAUCUAAACACUCGAAACAGAGAAGAAAUCUUGUAAAGACACUGAAGUCAAAGCAACAGAAGGGCGUAUCUUAUAAUCUUAACGGGCGUUUUGCAGGAGAAUCUAAGAGCUAACUAAUAAUAAGUUGUGGCAGAAAUAGAGCGCGUCAUUCUCUUUGCAAUCAUGCAGCCCUGAGUGAACACUCACAAAAAGUUGGACAUCAGAAAUAAAUAAAUAAGUUAAUAAUUAAAUAGAUAGAUAGAUGGAUAGAUGAAACAGCCGUAAACGUGCGUAAAUACCAAAAUACGCUUUCCAUAAUUUUCCUCUAUCUUCUCCGCCCUGUUCCU
Pocillopora verrucosa is the source of this 7077-nucleotide messenger RNA. RefSeq lists its product as uncharacterized. Gene Ontology annotation, cellular component: signaling receptor complex; membrane; external side of plasma membrane. Gene Ontology annotation, biological process: cytokine-mediated signaling pathway. Gene Ontology annotation, molecular function: cytokine receptor activity; cytokine binding. Lineage: Eukaryota; Metazoa; Cnidaria; Anthozoa; Scleractinia; Pocilloporidae. The record is from RefSeq and is a predicted model, not a curated record.